Puma concolor (puma) is the source of this 1320-nucleotide messenger RNA. Lineage: Eukaryota; Metazoa; Chordata; Mammalia; Carnivora; Felidae. The record is from RefSeq and is a predicted model, not a curated record.
AUGGCCACUGCCGCCUCCUCCGCGCCGCCCGCCCCCCGCGCGGCGCCCGCCGCCCGCCGCCCGCCGCCGGCCGUACCCACUUCCGGCCCUGUGGCUACCUUGCUGCUGCUGCUGCUGCUGCUGCUGCUGCUGGGACAGACCUGGGAGGGCACUCUGAUUGCCAGGCACAGUGAAACACAACUUGAGGGCUGCCCAGCACUUCCCGAGAAAGGCUCUGAAACUGUGCCCACGGGCUCCAGCGGACAGGUGGGGGCCCCCGGGGUGCGAGUGGGCGUUGCCGGGACUCAGGUCUCCGGAAGUGUGUGGGCGCACCGGGGCGGGGAUGAGUCUGGGGGCGCCACCUGCCCUCGGGGUGGCCAGGCCCAGCCCCUGCACACACCGUGCGCGCCCCCCGCCCUUGCCCCGCGCUUCCUGGCUCCGCAGCCAGCGGGACAUGCAAAGGAGCGCCCGGCCGCGGCGCCUGGCGAAGGCACGCCGCCCUCCAAGCCGCGCCGCCCGCCCGCGCCUCCGACGCGGGGCCUGCCACCGUCUCCGUCCGCCAUGCCAGGGACUGCCGGGGCCGCGGCCACUGAUAGGGGCCCUGGCCCAGGCAUGGGCUACGUGGGCUCCGUGGGCUCGGGGACCCCUUGCCCGAGCGGCGUCUGCUGGCUCCAGCAGGGCCGAGAGGCCACCUGCAGUCUGGUGCUGCAGACUGACGUGAGCCAAGCCGAGUGUUGUGCCACCAGCAACAUUGACACCGCCUGGUCCAACUUCACUCACCCGGGGAACAAGAUCAGCCUUCUGGGCUUCUUGGGCCUUGUCCACUGCCUCCCCUGCAAAGAUUCGUGCGAGGGCGUGGAGUGCGGCCCCGGCAAGACGUGCCGCAUGCAGGGGGGCCGCCCGCGCUGCGAGUGCGCGCCCGACUGCGCUGGGCUCCCGGCGCGCCUGCAGGUCUGCGGCUCCGACGGCGCCACCUACCGCGACGAGUGCGAGCUGCGCGCCGCGCGCUGCCGCGGCCACCCGGACCUGCGCGUCAUGUACCCAGGACGCUGCCGCAAGUCGUGCGCGCACGUGAUGUGCCCGCGCCCGCAGUCGUGCGUGGUGGACCAGACCGGCAGCGCUCACUGCGUGGUGUGUCGCGCGGCGCCCUGUCCCGCGCCCUCCAGCCCCGGCCAGGAGCUCUGCGGCAACAACAACGUCACCUACAUGUCCUCGUGUCACCUCCGCCAGGCCACCUGCUUCCUGGGCCGCUCCAUCGGCGUGCGCCACCCGGGCAGCUGUGCAGGCACCCCUGAGCCGUCGGAUGCGGAGUCGGAGUCGGAGGAGGAGAACUUCGUGUGA